Molecule: messenger RNA, 939 nt
Organism: Penicillium riverlandense
Lineage: Eukaryota; Fungi; Ascomycota; Eurotiomycetes; Eurotiales; Aspergillaceae
Product: F-actin-capping protein subunit alpha
Exons: 6
Coding region: 1-939 (312 amino acids)
Biological process (GO): actin cytoskeleton organization; barbed-end actin filament capping
Cellular component (GO): F-actin capping protein complex; actin cortical patch
Molecular function (GO): actin filament binding
Source: RefSeq, a predicted model, not a curated record
AUGGCAUCCACUGCCGAACUCGCAUCCUCCUUCAUCGAGGGUGCCCCGCCUGGCGAGGAUCUCUUCAGCUUGCGGAUGUCGUUGCCGGUAAUUGACCUUCCUCUUGACCUGUCUUCCUCCCUACCCCGCCGCACUGUGUACCUUGCCUGUUCGCUUCGGUCACCCCGUGCUAAGCUCAAUACCGCUACAGACGUGCAAGCCCUGACCUCCGAGGGCGAGAAUAUCAUCCCUUCACUCACCCCCGCCUUUGAAAGAUACAAUGAGAGCCAACUUACGACGGUGAAGCUGCCAGGAUCCAGUCAGGAGGUUCUGGUCAGCGAGUUUAACAAGCUGGAAGGCAACCGCUACUUUGACACGGAAAGCCAGACAUCGUUCGAGGUCGACCAUACCACACAGACCGCAUCCGGGGCACAAUCAUCACCGUUGGAGUCUCAGAAUGCCGACUUGAUUAAAUCGCUGCUCAAGUCGCUUGGCGUGCAUGCCCGUGAACAUUAUCCCAGCUGCUCGUACGGGGUUUACCCAAUCGAGAACGAUUCUGCAGUCGCCAUUGUUCUGGUUGCAAACCGCUAUUCGCCUAGCAAUUUCUGGAACGGUCGUUUCCGCGCCAUCUACCAGGUUUCUAUCUCAUCUGCGUCCACCACCGUCACUGGCAAGAUCCACGUGGACGUGCACUACUACGAGGAUGGCAACGUGUCUCUCAACACCACCAAGCCCGUCAACAUCGCCGUUCCCUCCGUGUCAGCCGAGUCGAUCAUUUCCCGCAUUGCGACGGCGGAGCGCGAUUACCAGGAGGAUUUGAACCGGGCAUUUGUGCAGAUGGCCGAGGGAGCGUUUAAGAACCUGCGGCGACAGCUGCCCAUCACGCGGCAGAAGGUCGAGUGGGAAAAGGUCGGGGGUUACCGGUUGGGACAGGACAUUUCUGGCGGAAAGGGACGAUGA